Molecule: messenger RNA, 2095 nt
Organism: Sebastes umbrosus (honeycomb rockfish)
Lineage: Eukaryota; Metazoa; Chordata; Actinopteri; Perciformes; Sebastidae
Product: protein SSUH2 homolog
Exons: 12
Coding region: 99-1235 (378 amino acids)
Molecular function (GO): heat shock protein binding
Source: RefSeq, a predicted model, not a curated record
ACCUGCCUCUUGCUGGACUCUUGCAGACAGAAUAUGUUUUUUUUAAUCUUUACAUUACGGAUCUUCAUUCACCUCAAAGGAGUAAAAGCAGAGAAGCAAUGAACGACCAAGACGAAGACCUCGGUGCAUUUGAUCCAAACAUACCAGAGGAGGGACCAUCAGCGCCCCCUCCUGGCUGGCUGGAUGACAUACAUGGAUAUCAGGGCCACAAAGGAGGAGAGGAUGACAACCCAUUGUAUCCACCUCCGCCUGCCUAUACCCCCCAGCCUGAACUCAACAGGAACACUUUGGUGCCCAAUGUCAGGGUCCCCACAGUGUCGGAGGAUGUGGCCAGAGAUGCCCUGCUCAAGUUUGUAGAAUCUAAAUGGAGGUACAGCUCCAAACCUGCCAGGAACCUCAUCUUCAAAGAGCUCAAACCCAUCAUUGUGUACAGGUAUCGACUGGAGACCUACGCUGAGACCAGAACCAGCGCCUGGCAGUUUGAACCCUACAAUGGACAGGUGGUUGAUGGUCCUCAGUUUGGUAUGAGCCCUCCACCGUGGGACAUUCCUGUGUCGUUGCCUCAGAGAUACACCGACAGGGUGGAGAAGGUCCGCGUGCCACACUCAUCCUUCGUUAAGCCAUGUCACAAGUGCAACGGCUGUGGAAGAACUCGCUGUACUACUUGUCAUGGAAGAGGCCAGAAGCGUUGUUUUAACUGCCAUGGCACAGGGUCCAGAAGGCGGCCUGGGAAUCACAAGCGGUCGUCCGGGAAGACGCGUUGCUCUUCUUGUAGCGGGAGAGGCCGUAAGAGGUGUACUUUCUGUCAUGGUCACGGCUACAGGACUUGCUCUGUUUGUCACGGCAGCCAGAACCUGCUGCACUUCAUCCAGCUCACUGUGACAUGGAAGAACGACAUAAGUGAUUUCAUCCCAGACCGUCAGCCUGACUUCCCUGACAAGAAGUUUGAGAAGGUGGCGGGAGAUCCGUUCUUCAUCGAUGAGAGUGUUCUGGUGUACCCUAUCCAGGGUUUCCCCGAUCAGGAGAUAUGCGAUGUUUCUACAAAACUGAUAAACGAACACCUCAAUCGCUUCAGUUCCACCAGCCGCAUCCUGCAACAGCGUCAGACCAUCGAGCUGGUGCCCCUGACUCACGCUUAUUACACUUACAGUGGAAAAGACCACAGCUUCUUCGUCUACGGAGUGGAGAACAAAGUCUUUGCUUCCAAAUAUCCUUCUGCGUGUACUCUUCUAUAAGUAACAUAUAGACAUAUUGUUAACAUAUUUCAUCCUGACAAUACAUGUGUAUGUGUAGUAUGGGUCAUUAAAGGAGGGAAAGGGAAGCAGGUGGAAAAAGCUAAAUCAUCCAUUUUCAUCAACAUUUAUGUGUUCACCAAAAAUUCAUUGUAGUGAUAUUAAGCUAUAUGAAAAUCUACCGGCACUUAUCAACACUGGACUGGUGUUACUACAUUAACCGUCCGUACUAAUUGUUCAGCAUGCCUUCAAGUGUGUGAUAACACGGUGCUUUAAAUGACCAAACAAAGCCUUAAUGUUGUGCUAAAACAUUUACAUAUUAGAUUAAAUGUUCUUCAGGACUCUUAAAGCUACGCGCCAAAGUCCAGACUGACCCAGUUUACUGCCAGUAUGUUUCCUCAGAUAAGAUAAAGACCAGCUUCCUGUCCCAGUAUUCAGUCAAUUCAUACUCUAAAUGAGUGAAUAUAUUUAGAUUAUAUUGCUUAUUUAGUGGGAAUUUUUAUAUAUAUCUGUCAAAGUUAACACAAUAAUAAUGCGUUAAUGCAAAUUUGUUUUAACGCCAAUCAUUUUUUUAACACAUUAACGCAACUCACGUUUUUUUAGGUUGUAGCAGGCUCAGUUUUAAAGCAUAUAGAGUGAAGAUACUGGUAUCAUAUGAAACUACAAAACCUAAGGAGUUCAUUGGUAUCAAUCAUGUCAUACUACCUUGUCACAAAGAAGCCUAAAUAAUGCCCAAAAGUUACGCUAAAUUUUGGCGAGGAAAAACUGAUAUCAUUUUCAAAGGGGUCCCUUGACCUCUGACCUCAAGAUAUGUGAAUGAAGAUGGGUUCUAUAGGUACCCACGAGACUCCCCUUUACAUACA